UCCCAACACUGUGCAGUGUGUAUCGUCAGCUCGCUCUCUUUAGUUUAUUCCUUCAUAUGUAUGUAGCAUAUGUGUCACACUUGUCAAUCAGAGAUAUUUCUUUGCAAGUGUGUCAAGGAAUUUAUUGCGAAGGAUACUUGCGAAGAAAAGUAAAUACAAGUGUAUAUUCAAUUGUACACAAUGACACGUGACGAUACCAUCAUUACUAAGAUGGAACACGUGGAGGAAAGCUUAAAAGAUACUUUAUAUAGGGUCGAAAUGAUCGAGAGAAAGCUCAAGACAAAACUACUCACUGCAGAAAAUCGAGAGAAAUUAGAGAAUGAGCUCGAGGAAGUUAAAGAAGUUCUCAGGCGAAACGAAAAAGAGUUGCAAAACUUAAGAAAGGAAAACUCAAAGUCUUUUAUGAUAACAGCGUGCUUGGUAUUUGUGUGCUUCCUUAUAUAUGGAAUAUAUUUAUUGAUUUUCGGAAAUGUUUAAUGUUCGUUAGGAAAUUGUAAUAUUAAUUUAUUUUUUGUAAUUUUUUAUAAGUAUAAAAUACAGUUGACUAAGUACCAAUUACGUCAGAUUUUAUAAACAUUGAAUUUGUUUCAUAAAAUGUACACAAAAAUUUAUAUUUUAAUUUUGAUAUCUUUUUUACUGUUAUAUAUAUAAUCGAUUAGCUACAUAUAUAAUUAUUAAUGUUCUAUCGCGAAUAAUGUUGCCAAUAAUAUAGUAAACAUCAGCAUUGUGUGUAUGUUGUGUGUUUGUAUGUGUAUGUGACAUAUAGAAAUAUUAUUUAAAAGUAGUAUAUUACAUCAAAAUACAUAUGUAAAUAGUAAUAUUGUAAUAAAUAUAUUUCAGAUAUGUAUGUAGAUUAUAUGCAAAAAUUUGCGUAAUGUUUGAAAUAUCCUGUAUCUAUGUAUAUACAUGUAUAUAUUACAUCUACUUGCAAAAAUA
Monomorium pharaonis (pharaoh ant) is the source of this 936-nucleotide messenger RNA. RefSeq lists its product as uncharacterized. The record is from RefSeq and is a predicted model, not a curated record. The transcript is spliced from 2 exons. The coding region runs from base 181 to 477 and encodes 98 amino acids. NCBI's taxonomy places the organism in Eukaryota, Metazoa, Arthropoda, Insecta, Hymenoptera, Formicidae.